This is a messenger RNA of Drosophila melanogaster (fruit fly), 2161 nucleotides long. It is a transcript of the gene Tpc1, whose product is annotated as thiamine pyrophosphate carrier protein 1. Gene Ontology annotation, cellular component: membrane; mitochondrial membrane. NCBI's taxonomy places the organism in Eukaryota, Metazoa, Arthropoda, Insecta, Diptera, Drosophilidae. Gene Ontology annotation, molecular function: thiamine pyrophosphate transmembrane transporter activity. Bases 729 to 1727 code for a protein of 332 amino acids. Gene Ontology annotation, biological process: transmembrane transport. The record is from RefSeq and is marked reviewed. The transcript is spliced from 2 exons.
CGUGCACUUGGCGACGUAAUUUAGUUUGUUUUGUUGUUGUUGCGUAGAGGUUUGAAGCAGCGCGUCUUGAAUUCGGAAAACCAGUUUGUGGAAGUGGGAAGCGGCCAACUUGGACAGCGGCAGCAGGGGAUUGACACAACUGCAACGGCAUCUCAACGGCGGCGCUAUUACAAGUCUGGCGAAAAGAAAGUUUUGACGCAAUCCACGGGCCGCCGCCUGUAAUGAAGAAGCGUCGGCGCCGCAGUCACUGCUGCACUCUGCCCGCGAACGGACGCAUCUGCUCCAGGUGAGCUCAGAUUGUAGUGCGCUGCUCUGGACAUUCAGCAACAUCAUCAUCAUCACCAUCGAGCGUGUUGCCAAUGCCUUUGUCUCUUUAUCUGAGCAGCAGCAUCGGAAUUUUGGGAACUGGACAACGGUCGCCGAGACAUCGAACAACAAAAGCGGAAAAAAGUGAAAUCGCUGAUAAACCCGAAUACCAACCGAGCUAUUGUCAAUCAAUGAACGGCCGUUUGAACCUGGAGUCAACUUGGGAGCUCUGCGAAUUGGCGGGCAAUUGGCCAUAACCGACCGAGAUAAUAGUGAAGUAAUCGCAGAGACAUACGCACGCUCCGUGGAGCAUGAUACUUAAAUGCCAUUGAAAAGUUGGCAGUCGCAGCAAUAAAAGUGAAAUCCGCACGAGCAAACAUACGCACACGAAAAGCAAAACCAAAGGUAGCUCCGACGCAGACAUGGCGGUAACCACAGGCUCCACCAGUGAGGCGACCACAACCACAACUCCCGUUCCGCGACGCAAGCACAGUACGCGGGAGCAGCUGCAUCAAAUGCUGGCCGGUGGACUUUCGGCGGCCAUUACGCGCUCCACCUGCCAGCCGCUGGACGUGCUAAAGAUCCGCUUCCAGCUGCAGGUGGAGCCGCUGGGCAAGAACGCCGCCAAGGAGGGACCAGGAGCCCUUACCUCCAAAUACACAUCCAUCGGACAGGCGGUGAAAACCAUAUACCGCGAGGAGGGAAUGUUGGCCUUCUGGAAGGGACACAAUCCUGCCCAAGUGCUGAGCAUAAUGUACGGCAUUUGUCAGUUCUGGACGUACGAGCAGCUCAGCCUGAUGGCCAAACAGACCAGCUAUCUGGCGGAUCAUCAGCAUCUAUCGAACUUCCUGUGCGGCGCUGCGGCCGGAGGAGCAGCAGUGAUCAUAUCCACGCCGCUGGACGUCAUCCGCACUCGUCUGAUUGCCCAGGACACCAGCAAGGGAUACAGGAAUGCAACAAGGGCUGUGUCGGCGAUUGUCCGCCAGGAGGGACCUCGCGGCAUGUACCGCGGUCUGUCCUCCGCCCUGCUGCAAAUAACGCCGCUGAUGGGCACCAACUUUAUGGCUUACCGCCUGUUCAGCGACUGGGCGUGUGCCUUCUUGGAGGUGAGCGAUCGCAGCCAAUUGCCCACGUGGACGCUGCUGGGAUUGGGCGCCUCCUCGGGCAUGCUAUCCAAGACGAUCGUGUAUCCCUUCGAUUUGAUCAAAAAGCGACUGCAAAUCCAGGGCUUCGAGUCGAAUCGCCAGACCUUCGGACAGACACUGCAGUGCCACGGAGUCUGGGACUGUUUGCGGCUGACCGUGCGCCAAGAGGGCGUUAGGGGCUUGUACAAGGGCGUGGCCCCCACACUCCUUAAGUCAAGCAUGACGACGGCCCUGUACUUCAGCAUUUACGAUAAGCUCAAGCAGGUGCGCUUCUAGGUCGGACUUGGAGUCGGGGUUAAUGGCGUCUGAAAGCAAUUGUGCGCCCAAACGGAAUCUACACUGUAUUUUCUAUUUUUAUAUAUAUUUACCGCAGCGCGUAAAUAAUAUUAAGACUUAGGCUAACUCUGUUGAUUAGUUUUCGGUUGUGCGUAUCUUUUCUGGGGGUUCUGUUUAUCAUAGACCAAUUGACUUGGUCAGCGCUUUAGUACACACACGAAUAGUUGGCGCACCAGUUAAGUUAUAGAUUGUAUGUGCUAGGUUGUAGUUCAUUAUUCGGCAGAGCACCUCUAUUCACAGACACAUUCAAAUUUUUAUUUAUCUUUUGUUUGAUUCGCAAACGAAACGACUGCGCUGGCAGUUCAUUUGAUAUUUAAUUAAUAUUAUUACACCUAAGUAUUCAGGGAAUUUAAUAAAUUUGACUACAUCACAAC